AUGUAGAAAUCACUUCUCCUCAUCAGUCUUAUCUGUGCCACCACUGUCAGUGCCGGUCUCUUCAGCAAGAAAAAGGUUGCUGCCCCAGUCCAACUCAAGGCAGUCCCUGCAGUUCUUACUGAGGCCAUUCAAUUCAUUGAUGGACUUGGAGUAGGAAUCAUCAAGGAGGACAUUGGAGCUGAUCUUCAAAGAUGCUACAGCGGUGCUGGCGACCUUAAGCACGACAUCACCCACGCCAUCUAGGACUUCGAAAUCGGUGGAAUCCUUGGAUACAUCUCAGGUGCCCUUAGAAUCAUCAAGCUCAUCAAGGAACUCCCCACAUCCUUCUCAGGAUGCAAAGACGCUGGAGCUGGACUCAAGAAAUUCGUUGGCUGGGCUGAGACCUAAUUCGCUGACAUCAGUGCUCUUGAAUCAAAGAUGGCCACUAACUUCCUCUGGAACUCAAAGACAGUCAUUGGAGAUGCUGAAGAUGGAAUUACUCAAGCCAAGGCUGGAGAUUACUACGAUUCAGGUCUUGACAUCGGUAAAGCUGUAAGCAUCCUUACCCAAUGA
Molecule: messenger RNA, 552 nt
Organism: Stylonychia lemnae
Lineage: Eukaryota; Ciliophora; Spirotrichea; Sporadotrichida; Oxytrichidae
Source: the annotation of a GenBank genome assembly